This is a messenger RNA of Pecten maximus, 6950 nucleotides long. RefSeq names its product heat shock 70 kDa protein 12B-like. NCBI's taxonomy places the organism in Eukaryota, Metazoa, Mollusca, Bivalvia, Pectinida, Pectinidae. The coding region runs from base 38 to 1831 and encodes 597 amino acids. The transcript is spliced from 5 exons. The record is from RefSeq and is a predicted model, not a curated record.
GGAUAUCAGCGAUCCAGGUGGAACGUUGUACACACAUAUGUGUAGAGUGGCCAUGGCGAAAUGUAUUGGAACCGGAACCAAAGAUAAUGGGAAGGCCAGGAAACCUGAGCUAGUUGUAGCUUUGGAUUUCGGCACAACUUACUCCGGAUAUGCCUACGCAUUUCGGCAACAAUUUGAGUCGAAUAAUUUGAAUGUGACGCUGAACCCUGCAUGGACAACAUCCACGGAUGGUCUGCUGUCUAAGAAGACCCCAACGUCACUCCUUCUCAACCCCCAGGGGCAGUUCUGUGCGUUCGGAACAAAAGCAGACGACAAGUUUGCAGAACUAGCAGGCGAGGACCAGCAUCAGGACUGGUUCUACUUUCGGAGAUUUAAGAUGAAAUUGCAUUCUAAAAAGGAGUUGAAGCGGGGUCUAAAGAUGAAGGAUGAGCUUGGGAAACCUAUGUUAGCAUCCACUGUAUUUAGUUUAGCUAUUCGGGGUCUAAAGGAGCACUGUCUUGACACUUUAAGGAGCCAUGAAUCUGUUGAUCCGGCCUCAUUUGAUAUUGUCUGGGUCCUCACUGUACCUGCUAUAUGGAGGGAUUCAGCGAAACAGUUUAUGCGCGAAGCGGCUGUGGAGGCUGGUAUCGACGGCCGCAACCUCGUUUUGGCGCUGGAACCGGAAGCAGCAUCAUUGUAUUGCCAGCUCCUUCCAAUCAACAAACUUCACACUAAUAAAGAGACUCGUUUCACUGUUUCCCGUCCAGGCACCACCUUCAUGGUUGUUGAUAUGGGAGGUGGGACUGCUGAUAUCACAGUUCAACGACGCGAAAACGACGGCAGUCUUUGUGAGCUGUACGCAGCAACAGGAGGGCCUUGGGGCGGCGUUGGAGUCGAUCGUCAAUUCAUGAUUUUCAUAACAAAGUUGAUGGGACCGGAUGUUAUGUCACGAUUCUCGAAAGAACAUUCUGAGGACCUGAUGGACAUGUACAGAUGUCUAGAAACCUGUAAGCGUACUAUCCGCCCAGAAAGUACAGGAAAUAUUACAAUAGAUAUCCCCGGUACUCUAACUGAUAUUUACAAAGACGUCUUUAAAGAACCAUUCGGUUCAAGCUUUCCUGAAGAAUUUGAAAAUAAGAUAAAAUUUAAUCAUGGUAAACUGAAAAUAGAUGCUCAAAUAAUGAAAGACUGUUUUACCACUAUCACUGACGAAAUCAAAAAUCACAUAAAAACAAUUUUAUCAGAACCCAGCUGCUCAGGAAUCAAAACAAUCCUGCUGGUUGGCGGGUUUGCCGAGUCGGAAAUGGUAUCCUCUACUAUGGUCACUGAGUUUACUGACUGCCGGAUUGUAAUUCCACAGGACUCGGAGACCGUCGUUCUUAGUGGUGCAGUGAUAUAUGGCCACUCUCCAGGAAGCAUCUCCACCCGUGUCGUUAGAUACACCUAUGGUGUUAGUUAUAUGCUUGACUUCGAAUCUGGUAAACACCCAGAAAAUAAAAAGGUAGAAAAAGAAGGCAGGCCUUCAAUCUGUAAAGACUUAUUUGAGAUUUUUGUGCAAAUGGGUUCACCUAUCAAAACAGGAGAGGUGAUAUCAAAAGUGUAUAGUCCUGCUCGAAAGGAAUCCAAAAUAAUGGUUAUAAAAGUAUAUGCUUCCAGUAAAAAGAACCCAGAGUUUGUGACAGACGAAGGUUGUUGGAAGCUUGGAAAGCUAGUGGUGGACCUACCUGAUUCAGAAAAUAGUUCCGAACUGGAGAUACAUGAACGCAUGGUGUUCGGUGAGACAGAACUUAGAGUUGAGGCAGUGGAACCCGUUUCCGGAAAAACGUUUUCGGCGCGGUUUGACUUUCUUUGAGUCGUCAUCGUGACGCAUAUCCUGCAGCUAAUUUCGAAAGCAUGUAAGCCCUUCAUCAAAUACUCUCGGUCACAUCCUGUAAACAGUACAUGUUUCAAUAUGAGACUAAGACUUUCCUGUGAGUUACACAAGUUAUAUUGGUACGCCGCAUACCAUGAUGACGAAUGAUGGCGUGACCUGUGUAAAUGAAAACGUGUGUAAACUGUAUUUUCUAGAUCUAAAGAAAAAGCAUGUAACUGUAACUGGUGGCCCCUGGUAACUAACAAAAAGUUUCCUACCAGGUUCAAUAUAUUAAAGCUCGGUGUAGCUUCCAUACAGGGUUUAUGAUAGUCAGAGGGCCACAUUUUAUGAAGUUUGUUUUUUUCUAAAGAUUUUUGUUUUGUCCCGCAUGCAACGAAAAAAAUCGUGCAGGCGAGACAGUGACAGCGACGACGAGGUCACCGUCAACAUUCACUUCAAGAUUUUUUUUGUUGAUGGCCAUUUCUCAAAGCGUGUGUCACUGGCGCAUGCGAUUUUAAUGCAAAAAAAAAAAAAAAAAAAAGAAGAAAAAGAAAAAAAACGAAAAGAAUAGAAAAAAUGGUAGGAAAAAAGAAAAAUUAUAAUUAAACAAACAUGGUAUGGCAUGACUUUAACCAAACUUGGUAAAGAGCUACAUGGGGAUCAUAUAAUCCAAUUAGUCUAGAUAUUAGGGAUGCCGGGAAACUUGCUUUCUGUUAACUUUUGUUCCGUGUUAUAUAAAAUGUUGUCGGGUUGUAGUACUGACAUCGAAACACCCUACAACUCCCAUCCAAUUUUUUGAAUCUAUGCUCUUGUUAUGCAAGUUUAGGAUAUUCACUUAAAUUUUGUAUCAAUAUGUAUCAAUACGAAAUUGAAUUAUGAUUGUGAGAAUCUUAAUUGCUUCUCUGAAUGACCUACGAGUUAGUUUAUAGUCAAAUUGGAACAGAUGCAUUUUCUCCACCUUUAAGAAGAUGACAACUUUGUGUAAAUAUGUAAUACUCAGAUGUCCAUGAAUAUUUAUGAUAAUCGUAAUUUGCUCCUUGUUAUUUCUGUAUGUACAAUAUAUACCAUAACUACCAUAAUACUCAAUCAUACAAUAUAUCAUUGUCGUAAUGAUUCUAAUUCAUAUAUAGUAAAAUGUGUUACAUAAUGAAAAUGAAAAUGAUUUGGCAUGUUUUAUGUCUAAUGAUAUUAUCAUGUGUACAAAAGUAUUGACUAAAUUGAUGAAUAUUUAUGUAGAUGAUGUCAUAAACAUAUGCGAUAAGUAACACUACUGUAACGUCAUUAAUAAAUGAAGUUACACAAUUAUUUCAGUAGUGAAAAACAUAACAAUGAAGUCGAUUUUUUCCCCUUAUGAACUGGAAAAUUAAUUGAAGAUUUUUCAAAAAAUAAUCAUGAGUUAUGUCUUGUAUUGGUGUCAGUGCUGUAUGGAAUUUGGUAUACUCAAAAAUACUUAAAAUACAAGAGAUCCUUAGUCUCAGGAAAUGCUCGCCUUUUGACAGUUUUAUGUCCCUUGUUUUGGAAGAAAAUGGCGAAGGUUAAAAGGUUGCGAAUAGGUCCUGAUCUUUAUAUAACCUUCAUUGUUUCCUUGUAAUAAGGCGUGUAUCUUAACCCUAACCCUAAUCCAUGUUCUGAGCAAUAAAUGUGCAUCCGGGCUUUAAUGUACUUUUGUUUUCUUCUUGGUAAAUAACAACGUUAGAAAAGUUAGAUAAAAUUUACUUUUGGUCUUUUAUCAAUCAUUUUCUUUUAUCUAAAUCUGAAAGAUUUCACAGUAUACACCUGUUAUAGAUGCAGUAUGAAUUUUACGUAAAGUGUACCAAAUGUUUCUUCCGAUUUAGCAGAAUGCAGUGUCUAAUAAUGUGCAUUCUUAUCACAUAAUCUAGCAAAGAACAUGAGUCUUUGUAAACAAGCAAUGUGCAUCAACUAUAAAUCCCUUGAUUGCCCCUUAAAGAGUUCUUAGAACUGCGAGACCUUAAGUUAUAAAACACGUUUAGGCUAUAUAUGGUGUUAACCUGUGACACACUCCGUCGUCAAUACCUGGAAUUCUUACAAGCUUGGCUGCACAGGAUAUAAACACUGCAUACAUAUACAUACCAAUACACACAUGUGAAUCUAGACUAGCCGUCCUACACAUUCGCAAUUUUCGUGAAUACAAGGACCUUUCUAUGUAAAAGUAUCAUAUUGCUAUUUAUAUAAUGCAUUGCAAAAUACGUUGCCUGUUUAUGUAUGAUGGCUCGGUAUAACUCACUUCGCACUUGAUCAAUUGAGAUAAUAGAAACAUGUGUUAUGUGGCCUUCCAAGGGAGAUAAUAAACAUUUGACAAACGGUCUUCAGGUUCAGAUAUAGCUUGUACAGUAUGUUUGAGGGUAAAGUAUGGUUUUAUAUGAGAUGGUUUUAGGUGGUCCCUAAGGUAUGUUUGACUGUAGAAACUUUCAAAUUAUCCAGAUAGGACGCUGGCAUUUUUUGUUUUUUGUUUGUUUGCUUAUGCUUUUCUCAGUAUCUUUCAUCAUAUGAUAGUGCAUUAUUGUCGAUUUCGCCCCUGUGUAUCGACAGCGAUAUUAUUAAUAGUAAAAUAUGUAUGAGGGAAGAUAUUACAGCUUGUAUGUAUGUAUGUAAUGCUUUUUCGAAAAUGCUCAAUAACUCCGAUCAAUGAAAAGAAUAAACGUGAAAAAAUUAUAAUCCGAGAAAUACAGCAAAUCUAUUGUAAAUACUUGACGUUUUGUUUAUUUACAUCUACUGAAUAUAUUUCACUUCUUGACAUGUCGUGUUAUCGUUUGAAAAUGAGUUGUUGUUCAUUCUGUCGUCUUCCGUGAUAUAUAUGUCUGCGUUGAUGGUGUAGUAUGCCGCGAUCUUCUGAGUUGAUACUACAAUUGUAUUAUUGUACAAUUUUGUUGUGAAAUCAUACUUAUGUUUAUCCUAAUGUCUAAAUUGAAAUCAUGUUUCUAAACAGAGAGAAAAAUGUAUAAUCUGAAUUGUUAUCUUCGCUAGACAAAUGUGACUAUUGAAAUAGAAUAAGAACCAAAAUAUGCUUGUUGUCUUCAUUCUACUGUAUUAAGUAUUCCUCAUACUGUUUCGCAUAAUCUAGAUACGUUAAGUUCUGAAAUCUUUUUACAUAAACAUAUGUAAACUGCGUCUGAUAGUGAUCAGUUGGCACCAUCAACUAUAUAUGUAUACUUAUUUGAUUAUGCAGAAUGGACUUAGACCGUUGAUACCAAAGUCCCAGCAUAUUUUGUACGGUGUAUAGAAGGUCUUAUUGUCCAUAUGAGGGAAAGCAAUAGAUUAUAAAUAUGAUGUAUAUACAGUUUAUAAGUGUUUACAUGUAUCUGUAUAUAUCCCAGAGCCUUCCCUAAUAUACCUAUGCACAAUGAGAUCCUUCCAUACACGAUACAAGAUACAGAGAUUAUUUUCCAGCCCACAUGGGGGCAGAAUCAAAUAAUGUACAUAAUAUAAGUGAUACAGUGGUAACACACUUGCAUUUCACCUAGGAGACUAGCGUUUUCAUUCCCCGAUCGGACGUGAAAGGGUAUGGGGUCACAUGGCCGACCAAGUGGGUUUUGUCCCGGCACUCCGAUUUCCGCCAACAAUUAGACCCCUCGCAUGCUGUCAUCCGGUUCAACAAGUGUGAUUAUUGUAAGUUGAUAUAAUAUUUUUUGCAACUGUUGUGAAAUAAAUAAAGUCUUAAAAGGUUGAUAUUUAUUUUACAGAUUCUACUAGGAUUAGAAUUUGGAUUGACUGUGGAUGAAUACAACGUAUUAAUUAAUUAUAUAACCUUUCAGCGGGAUUGUACUCAGCACUAUGUUAUAUAUAGUGUAAGCAAUAAAACCAUAAUGUGCUUGUACUGGAACCAAUUGUGUCGAAUAAACUCAUGACCGUAAUUAAUGAGGUUAAUUCAUAUUGAUACCUCUAAUUCAACCUCCACUUAUUUGCUAAGGUAAAUGUAUAGGUAAACAAUCACAAAAUUUGUGUGAAAUUAUAAAGUUUUAACAGUUAGAUAACCAAAUAUAUCGAUCAGAGCUAUCGAUGGCAUCGAAAAGUUGACAUAACUUCAUUUAAAACAUCCACUUUUGGAUUAUCAAUUGGAGGAGAGUACUUAUUUAUUAAAGGGGGGAAGAGACUAGGGCAUAUAAGUGUAUAUUCAUAUUCCCUAUAGUGCCGUACCUUAUUUACACAACGAGACCCUUCUAUGUAUCGAUUCACAAUAGAAUAUGUGUAAAAUUACCGGGCUUCCACCUUGACACGAAUACACCUGUUAAUAUGCCGUAAUUUCUGUUUGAACGGAAUUUAUUGAUUUUUUCGGUAUUGGUUUAAGACCAAUCAAUACAAUAAAGUAACUUUAAGACAGGGCAAUGAUACGGGGUAUAUGUCUUAACAAAGAUCACGAUAAUAAGAGCAAAAAUUUUAAAAAGUAUUUUAAUUGCGACGCAUUUUAUGUAUAAACGCUUUAAGUUAGUUCCAUUUGUUCCUUUUUCGUAUUCAUAACUAUCAUUUACAUUAUUGUAAUAAGUUCCUCAGUUCUACAGCCUGUAACUUGUUGGAGAGAAAUUGUCACAGUGUUACUUUUGGAGGUUUUUCGUCCUCGCUCAAGCCAGAUCAUUUUAUAUAAAUAGUAUUGUACUUAACUCCUUUUAGUUAUUGGCAUAACUUAGCAAGUCUAUUAAUAACCCUCUAUGUUGUCAGUUUGAUUCCUAAUAUAUAUUGUAUUAAUUGAUAUGGGACCUUACUGAUAUGAAUAUUGUCGUUUAUUAUAUAUACAAAGUACAUGUAAUUACAAUGUACAUGCACAGAAUUAAAAAAAAAAUGCUUUAAUUUCCAAUUGUCGCAUUCACCAAACGUUGGUGAAUAGGUCACACGUAUACGUAUGGUCAAUAGAUAUGCCAGCAAUAUUCAGCAACAUAAACAACAGUUCUAGACAUUAUCAUGAUAUAUCACAGCAAAUAUUGUAGAUAGCACUAGUAAAUAUGGCGUGAAUUGUAGAUGGUUUUGUUUCGGUGAUUUUUAUGAUCAUUUUCUGACCUGCACUUUCGGAAUGUAUGUGUAGUGCUAUCUUACACCCAUUACGCUGCGCAACACAUUGUUUCAUAGUUUAUGGAUGUUCUGUCAUAAUAAAGUUUAAAUCACGGAA